Molecule: messenger RNA, 630 nt
Organism: Trichoderma gamsii
Lineage: Eukaryota; Fungi; Ascomycota; Sordariomycetes; Hypocreales; Hypocreaceae
Exons: 1
Coding region: 1-630 (209 amino acids)
Molecular function (GO): DNA binding; protein dimerization activity
Source: RefSeq, a predicted model, not a curated record
AUGAACCCACGGCGUCGUCGCUCUCGCCUCAACAGAAACCCGGCUAGAGGCAUGAAAAAUAGGCAAAUCGGCUUGGGCAAAAAGGCACACGAAUAUAGUGUCGCCUAUGGCUCAGACGUGGUCAUCAUUAUUCAAGGGCAAAAUGGCCAUUACUCUGGCUAUCAGUCACAGCCUGGUCUUCUACGAAGGUUGCGUUCUGUCUCUGUUUCAGAUGAUCAACUUCUCGGACCAGAUUAUUUCAGCAAAGAAACACAUCGAAAAACAUCCUGGUCAGAAGGCUCUACAACAUUCUCAACUUUAGAACGGCUUGACUCAUCUUCAAGUUCAAAAUUGAGCACAGUCUCUGAGACAAUGGACGUUGCUAGUGAAUGGGGAGAAUCUCCUUCAGAUGACGUGCUAUCUACGUGUUCUCCUUUAGGCGAUACACUAUUUCAAGACAUCGACUUCACGCUAUGCAACGAAGAUGUUGAAAACAAUAUGGUCACUCCAAAAUUCGAGACGAUGUCCACAUCUACCAGCUCAAAGAAGAAAGAAGGGCAAACACCAAACUUCCAUCUUGCUCAGCCCAAACCCAUUUCACUAAGCACAAGAAAUACCAUUCUAUCUCUCAUAGAUAGCUUUUUCGAUUGA